This is a messenger RNA of Scomber scombrus (Atlantic mackerel), 2589 nucleotides long. RefSeq names its product low density lipoprotein receptor adaptor protein 1b (gene ldlrap1b). Gene Ontology annotation, cellular component: early endosome. The record is from RefSeq and is a predicted model, not a curated record. The transcript has 9 exons. Bases 116 to 1054 code for a protein of 312 amino acids. NCBI's taxonomy places the organism in Eukaryota, Metazoa, Chordata, Actinopteri, Scombriformes, Scombridae.
AAAAACCCAGCAGAAAAAAGUUCGCAGGGGAGAGGGCUGCUUUAAACCAAGCCAAGUGUUUCGACAGAGGCGGACAGGCUUGACGGGGUGUUCGCCCCACUUUUUGGACUGCGAUAUGGACGCUUUGAAAUCCGCUGGAAGGGCGAUUAUACGGAGCCCCAGUAUCGCCAAACAGUCGUGGGGCUCGAGCAGACACAAAAAGCUUCCGGAGAAUUGGACGGACACGAGGGAGACCCUUCUGGAGGGGAUGGUGUUCCAGCUCAAGUACCUGGGUGUCACCAUGGUGGAGCAGCCCAAAGGAGAGGAGCUGUCCGCGGCGGCUGUCAAGAGGAUAGUGGCCACGGCCAAAGCCAGUGGGAAAAAACUCCAGAAAGUCACGUUAACGGUGUCACCUCGCGGAAUCAUCCUUUACGACAGUGCCUCCCACCAGCUGAUAGAAAACAUCUCCAUAUACAGAAUAUCAUAUUGCACGGCUGACAAGAUGCACGACAAAGUGUUUGCCUACAUCGUCCAGAGUCAACACAACGAGACUCUGGAGUGUCAUGCCUUCCUCUGCACUAAGAGAAAAAUGGCGCAGGCAGUAACCCUAACGGUGGCUCAGGCUUUCAGAGUGGCGUUUGAAUUCUGGCAGGCUGCCAAGGAAGAGAAAGAGAAGCGAGUGAAGUCGGGUUCAGACGGGGAAGGAGCCAGCAACUCUCAGUCAGAGAGCUCGGCCAGCCUCGCCAGCCUGAAGGGAGGAGAGGUAGCCACAGCGAAGCUUCUGGAUUUGGCAGAGGGGGCCAAUAUGGCGCUGGUCCACUCAGGAACAAAGCAGAGCGAAUCGGAUCCCUUUAUGGUGCAUAAUCACGCUACAGAGAACAACAAUACUGUAUGGGAGUUGGAGGACGGUCUGGACGAGGCUUUCUCAAGACUCGCUGAGUCUCGCACUAACCCCCAGGUCCUGGACAUUGGGGUAAACCCUCAGGACUUGAACACUGAAGAGUGCCUGUCCCCAGGCAAAUGGGACCAAGAGGACACAGACUUCCCCGCACAAAAAGACUCUUUCGGGUUCUAAUGUGAAACCUCCGCCAAGAAGGAGAAAAACAGGGAAAGAUGAGGAGAAACGGUGGGUAAAACAUGGUUGGAGACCGGAGAAGUGGCAAAACAGACAUUUGUUACAUCAGCAAGGUUUCCCACCUUCUCCCUGCUGCCAAGUCCUCUGUGGUGCAGCCUCGUGGCUCUCCGAUGCUUCUGCAUCCACACGACCAGAGAAGGACAACAUGAGCAGGCUGCUCACAGAACAGGCCAAAGCAAUACAAACCAAUUUAUCCCUUUUCUACAAAGAAAACAUGCAGUCAUUUCAUGUUUGUUACAGUCAGUGUAUUACUUCCUUUUGAGUGUCUGUUUACCCAUUCACUGUAUGUAAUGUGUUUGUGGUAUGUGCUUUUGUACAUUACGUUAAAGCGUGUGCGUGUGUGUGGAUGUACACUAUAUAAAUGUACAAAGUGAGAUAUGACAACUAAGACUUGUUAUGUUUGGAACAGUUAUUUUGUGAGGUAAAGGUCAACAAAGGGUGCUGUCACAUAUUUUAUUUACUUAGAGAUUUAGAAAUGUAACUGGAUCAGAGGGAAAACUCACUGGUGAAGGUCACCGGUACACCAGUGUUCUUAUUGGUCAAAAAUGUUACUACCUGUGUGCUUCAAGGCUUCAGCCUCCUGUUGGGCAACAAGAGCUUUAAAAAAAAAAAAAAAAAAAAGCGAGUAUGUGUUAGUCAAAGGAGUGUGUGUGUAUGUGUGUGUGUGUAUGUGUGUGUGUGUGAGAGAGAAAUAGAUGAGAACAAAAUGACAAUCCUAUUUUUUUUGUAAUGCAAAAUCUAUUUUUGCACUCAGCAUUCAACCAUCUUUAAAAGCACAUAUUUCAUGUAAGGGAAUUUAAUGUCAAAAAGCAUCAAACUCAUAACUCAGACUAAUUUACAGAGCCUGGAUUCACUCUUCACCUCGGAUUUUUUCAUGUGGUGUUUUUACAACUUUUUAUUCACAGUGGAUUAACUCAACUUUUUUAAUUGUGCUCCCGUUUGAUGAUUAAACAAGUGGAAGAUUUUCUGAUGUUUUUAGAUAGCGGCAUAACUUUAAUCAAGCUAAUCCAGGCACACGAACAUGUCUUGGUGGGGAAAGUGGAGGAAGGUCUGGAGGUCACCUGUAAUGUAAUCACUGCACAAAGGUCUACUCAAUAUUCUCAAACCGAUUAGCUGCACAUGUGAUGAUUCAGAUGAUAUGAAAGGGAAGCUGUAUAUUACAUUUGUUUGUACAUUCAGCCCAAUUUGUAAGAGAUUAAUUUUCACUAUAACAUUACAGAUGGUAUCAGCAUGCCUCAUUAAUCCACUGUGAUUCGCUGCUGUAAAACACAACAUGAAGUCCAACAGGGUGAAUGUGUUUUAUCAGCACUCUACCACUGUAAGUUAAAUUAUAUCAUUGCAUUGACUUUGCUAGUUUAUUCUUUUUUUUUUCUUCAGGGAUUCUUCCCCGUGUUAUUUUUUUGGCAUUUUGUUUAUGUAUGAAUUUAAUUUAAUUCAUUAAUUUACAGAAAUUUCAAUAAAAGUACAUUUGUGUA